AUGAAACCAAGCGUUCUUGGUACAUGGAACGUCGGCAAGGGACGCAAAUGUCCCUACUCUGGCAAAGACAUGCUCUUUAUGCUGCUCACUGUCGUGAAGUCUGGAGGAACUUGGGAGUUCCUGGCUGCCCUGUUUGGACUUCAAGCUUCAUCAUUUGAAAACAUGGUCACGAGGUUUUUGCUGAAAAUUCACGACCAAGUCUACGAAACUUUUUUUCAAGAUGAAGCCAAGCUGCGUACAAUGAGCAAUCUUGUUGCCACUGGGAAGACGUUCCAAAGCUUUCCUGCUGCAUUGUACCCUGCCGACGCCACAAUCCAGCAGAGCAACAUGCCCAUGGGAAACUAUAAUGAGUCCAUGUACAACCUUUAUGGCAAAAAGGUGGAGGUCUCUGUCAGCUCUGUCCACGACAAAACCCUCUUUUACCAGUGCAAUGGAUUUCACGGGUUGCCUGAGCGACAAGGUCGUUCGAAAGAGACAUUGAAGCAAACGCCAUAG
This is a messenger RNA of Aphanomyces invadans, 495 nucleotides long. RefSeq lists its product as hypothetical. NCBI's taxonomy places the organism in Eukaryota, Oomycota, Saprolegniomycetes, Saprolegniales, Verrucalvaceae. The record is from RefSeq and is a predicted model, not a curated record. The transcript is spliced from 3 exons. Bases 1 to 495 code for a protein of 164 amino acids.